Messenger RNA from Salarias fasciatus (jewelled blenny), 7414 nucleotides. It is a transcript of the gene col5a3a, whose product is annotated as collagen, type V, alpha 3a. The transcript is spliced from 67 exons. Gene Ontology annotation, molecular function: extracellular matrix structural constituent conferring tensile strength. The record is from RefSeq and is a predicted model, not a curated record. The coding region runs from base 191 to 5929 and encodes 1912 amino acids. Gene Ontology annotation, biological process: extracellular matrix organization. Lineage: Eukaryota; Metazoa; Chordata; Actinopteri; Blenniiformes; Blenniidae.
CCCGAGAGGAGCCACCCGAGCAAAAACUUCUCCAACAAUCAAGCAAGUGGAACUACGGAGCGGCGUCUCUCUCCGCGUCUUUACGCAUGGGUGCCGAGUUGCACCAAAUUAAAAGUUGCGCAGAGUAAAGUUGUGGGCGCGGAAGCAGACGGGGCUCUCCGUUUUUUUUUUUUGUUUUUUUUUUUGGAAGAUGGACCAGUUAAUAUGGACCGGGUUGAUAAGGACAAUACCGCUGUUUCUUUUCCUUCUACUCCACUUAACGGCGGCGCAAGCUGCUGAUCCCGUUGACGUUCUCAAAGCGCUGAAGCUUUCAGAGAACAUGGAGGGAGUAUCCUUGGAGGUUGGCCUCUGCGCCGACAGGAGGGGCACGACGGAGGCAGACCUGGCCUAUAAGAUCAAAAAGAUUGAGCUCAGCGCUCCCACCAAGCAGCUCUUUCCCGCCUCCAGAUUUCCUGAGAGUUUCUCCUUGAUGGCGACCAUGCGGGCUAAGGAGGGCUCUCAGUUCUUCUUGCUUUCGGUGUAUGACGAUCAGGGGGUGCAGCAGCUGGGGCUUGAAGUGGGCCAGUCUCCCGUCUUCUUGUAUGAAGACCAACAUGGGAAGCCACCUCCAGAACUGUACCCCAUCUUCCAGAAGAUCAACCUCGCUGAUGGAGAAUGGCACAGGAUAGCCUAUAGCGUGCAGGACAAGACUGUGACCCUUUACGUGGAUUGCCUCAAAGUGGAGACCUUGGAUCUGCCACGAGGGGACAAUCCUGCUCUCAGCACCGAGGGUGUGACUGUGUUCGGGACACGCCUCCUGGAUAAAGAUGCUUUCGAGGGAGAUAUUCAGCAACUCCUGAUUCUGGAAGACCCCCAGGCUGCUGCCAACUAUUGCGUUAACUACAUGCCAGACUGUGACUCUGCUCUGCCCGACAACAGCCAAACUCUGGACCUGACGGAGGUUUGGAGUCACAGGCCCUGUGUACAUUUCCUGAAGAGGGCUGUUUCUUUUAUUGUGUUUUCAUUCACAACAGUGUUUGUUUUCUUCCUCCAUCCUCCACCUGUGCCCUCGUCCUGCAUUCUGCUUUUCCUCCCUGAAAAGAGCUCCCUGCUCGAGUCCGAUGACUCGAUGCAAAGUGACGAGCCGGCGGAAUCAAAGGUGGUCUCCAAAAGGGACAGGAAGGGAAGGAAGAACAAAAAGAAGCGGGACAAGGGCUCUAAAGGCAAUCGCAAAGGCAAAGGCAAGGGCAAGAAGGGAUCCAGGAAGAGAAAACACGAAGAGGAGGCCGUCGACGAUGAAUUCCUUCGAGUGUCCACAGCACCGCCUCAGUAUCAAGCACUUGGACUUUUACAAUCCAUGGAUUUUCCACAAAUUAAGAGCACUCCAAGCACGGGAGCUUUUGACCACACCCUGCAGAUGCCCACAAGCGAACCUUUCUUCACAACCGACGGCCCCACAGUGCUACCUAGCAUGCUACCUGCACUGAAGGUUACAGAGGAGGAGGACGCAGCGGUGAAGAAGCCAGUGAUGGAGGAGCACGGAGAUGGCCUUUACGCAGACCUCAAUGAUAAUCUAUCAGUUUCCACAGUAACAGUGAGCACCAACAUUACCGAGUAUGGGAUUCUUGAAUAUGACGACUUCAAGAACGACACAGAAUACGAAGAGUAUGAAACAUAUGAUGAGGGCUUCGACUUUGCAGAGCGGGAGAGAGCCGAGACGUGGGCUGGAGAGGCAACCCUCAGAGCAGAGAAAGGUCAGAAGGGAGAGCCGGCUAUUAUUGAACCGGGUACACUUGUGGAGGGGCCCCCAGGCCCGCCGGGGCCCGAGGGAUUACCUGGCCCAGCUGGACCAGCAGGCCCUCCAGGUCCAAGGGGAGAUCCCGGGGAACGGGGCCCCCAAGGCCGUCCUGGUAUGAAUGGUGCUGAUGGGAUCCCAGGGCCUCCAGGAACCGUGCUCAUGCUGCCAUUUCAGUAUAGAGGCGAUUCUCAGAAGGGACCAGCGGUUUCCCCCCAAGAGGCUCAAGCACAGGCUAUCAUGCAGCAGGCUCAGCUGUCUCUUAAAGGGCCUCCGGGUCCUCUUGGUCUCACAGGGCGACCAGGACCAGUGGGUCUUCCAGGGCUCCCUGGACUGAAAGGAGACCAUGGAGAGAGCGGUCCUCCUGGACAACGUGGGUUGCCAGGCCCUCCUGGAAUUAAUGGGAAGCUGGGCAAGAGGGGGCGUGCAGGAGCAGAUGGAGGUCGUGGAGCUCCGGGGGAACCAGGCAUCAAGGGCGACAGGGGUUUUGAUGGCCUGCCGGGUCUCCCGGGAGACAAGGGACACAGAGGGGACAGAGGAAAACCCGGCCUUCCAGGACCAUUUGGAGAACAAGGAGAGAAGGGAGCCGAUGGACCUGUGGGGCCAAGAGGGUCACCAGGCGAACCUGGCCCUCGAGGUCUAGUUGGGCCAAGGGGACCACCUGGCCCACCUGGCCCACCGGGACUUCAUGGAAAUGAUGGUGUACAGGGGGCAAAGGGCAACCUGGGUCCAUCUGGUGAGAUCGGGCCUCCAGGUCAACAGGGAAAUCCAGGAGUGCAGGGCUUGCCUGGACCUCAAGGUCCUAUUGGAUUGCCAGGAGAGAAGGGUCCCCGGGGGAAACAAGGCAUGCAGGGACUACCCGGCAUUGAUGGUCCACCUGGCCACCCAGGAAGAGAGGGCCCCACAGGAGAAAAAGGCAUCCAAGGUUUACCAGGUGCUCAGGGGCCUAUUGGGUACCCAGGGACACGUGGAGUGAAGGGAGCCGACGGACUCAGGGGUCUGAAGGGGAGCAAAGGAGAGAAGGGAGAAGACGGCUUUCCUGGAUUCAAGGGCGACAUGGGCCUGAAGGGGGAUCGGGGUGAUAAUGGAAGCCCUGGCCCUCAUGGAGAAGAUGGUGCAGAGGGCCUGAAGGGACAAGUCGGACCCAUGGGAGACGCAGGGCCCCCGGGGACAGCUGGCGAGAAGGGCACGCUCGGUGUGCCAGGCUUGCCAGGAUACCCAGGAAGACAAGGUCCUAAGGGAUCGCUCGGCUUCCCUGGUGCGGCCGGGGUCUCGGGGGAGAAGGGACGAAGGGGUCCAGCUGGUCAGCAAGGUCCUGGAGGUCAAAGAGGUUCUAAUGGAGCUCGGGGGGGACGAGGAGCAAACGGGCCCACCGGGAAGCCUGGAGAAAAGGGCUCUGCCGGACAAGACGGUCCUCCAGGAUCCCCCGGAGAGCAGGGUCCCCUAGGGCCUCAGGGAAGACAUGGUGAGCCAGGACCUAAAGGGCCCAACGGUCCGCCCGGAAAAGAUGGAAUACCAGGCCAUCCAGGCCAGAGAGGAGAGCCGGGCUUCCAAGGCAAGAACGGCCCCCCCGGCCCCCCAGGAGUCGUUGGACCACAGGGUAAAACUGGUGAUACGGGGCCAACCGGAGAUAGAGGCCACCCGGGUUCACCGGGACCACCAGGCGAGCACGGUUUACCGGGAGCUGCCGGGAAGGAGGGGGCCAAAGGAGAUCCAGGCCCACCUGGCACUCCGGGGAAGAGCGGCCCCGUCGGGCUCCAGGGCUUCAGGGGGAUGAGAGGAACCCCGGGAGCAACGGGUCCUGCGGGUCUGAAGGGGGGAGAGGGCCUACCUGGAGUCGCGGGAUCUCUUGGUGCCACGGGAGAGAGGGGCCCCGCCGGGCCAGCUGGGGCUAUUGGACAGCCGGGGCGACCCGGCGGCGUGGGCCCCGCCGGGCCCAUGGGAGAGAAAGGCGAGCCAGGAGAGAAGGGGCUCCCGGGGCCGGCCGGGCGAGACGGGGAGCUGGGACCUGCAGGACUUCCAGGAGCUGCAGGACCUCCCGGGCCUCCAGGGGAGGACGGAGAUAAGGGAGAAAUAGGAGGACCUGGCCAGAAGGGCAGCAAAGGAGACAAAGGAGAAGCUGGACCCCCAGGACCUGUUGGAUUACAAGGACCUGUGGGCCAACCCGGACCAUCUGGUGCCGACGGCGAACCUGGUCCCCGUGGGCAGCAGGGCAUGAACGGGGCAAAGGGAGAUGAGGGACACAGAGGCUUUAAGGGGGCAUCUGGUCCUGCUGGACUGCAGGGAAUGCCAGGACCUGCAGGGGAAAAAGGAGAGAGUGGACAUGUGGGCUCCAUGGGCCCUCCAGGACAGCAUGGCCCUCGAGGUCCUCAGGGGCAGAUUGGUGGAGAGGGCGCAGCUGGAACGCCCGGCGGAGUCGGUCAGCCCGGACUGGUUGGAGAGAAGGGUGAAGACGGCGAAGCAGGAAACCCGGGGACAGCUGGAGAGCUCGGCACAGCUGGCGCCAAAGGCGAAGUUGGGGAAAAGGGUGACUCUGGCGCCCCCGGUGCGUCGGGGCCUCCGGGGCCUCGAGGCACUCCGGGAGAAGACGGAUCCAAAGGCAACCUGGGUCCGGUUGGAUUUCCCGGAGAGUCGGGGGCCCCUGGAGAGCCUGGCGUCAGCGGAGUAGAUGGCCUACCAGGACCGAAAGGUGACAGUGGAGAAGCUGGCAAAGCAGGACCUCCAGGUGCCUCUGGAGAGCCCGGUCCUCCAGGACCUCCUGGACGCAGAGGCCACGUCGGCGCUGCAGGGAAAGAAGGGAAGCAAGGCGCCAAAGGAACCAAGGGGACGACAGGAACGCAAGGUGCGGUGGGAAAGACCGGUCCCGCGGGACCUCAAGGCCCACCAGGGAGGCCUGGCCCAGAAGGGUUUCGGGGAAUUCCGGGUCCUGCGGGUGAACAUGGGCUAAAUGGACCACCAGGACAGGCUGGACCUUCUGGACCGAUAGGUCCACCGGGACUUCCAGGACUAAAAGGAGACUCUGGAAGCAAAGGAGAUAAAGGUCACGGCGGGUUGAUCGGUCUAAUUGGCCUCCCAGGAGAACCGGGUGAGAAGGGAGACAGGGGCCUGCCAGGAAUCCAGGGUAUACAAGGACCUAAAGGAGAUGAGGGUACGACUGGUCCACGAGGUCCGCCCGGCCCGCCAGGAUCACCUGGACUCACAGGUGCAGCUGGUGAGAAAGGAUCCAAGGGUGACACGGGUGCCGCUGGACCAAGAGGAGAUCGUGGCCCUGCCGGCUCCCCAGGACCCCCGGGACUCCCGGCAGCCAUGGUUGAACCCCUGCCUAUUAGGGAGGGCAAGCGAAAGAGACGACGGCAGUCAGAUCGGACAGGAGGAGCUGCUCAGUCCAGGGAGAGAGACGUCGAGUCGGAAAUGGAGGAGCUCCUCCAAGGAGAUCAGCCUCUGGAGGACGCGGAAGGAAUGGAGGAAAUCUUUGCUACCCUCUCUUCAAUGAAAAACGACGUGGACCUCAUGAGGAGGCCUCUUGGAACUUUCGAGAGCCCUGCAAGAACAUGCAAAGAGCUCAUGAUGGUUCAACCCAAGUAUAAAGACGGAGAGUACUGGAUAGAUCCCAACCAAGGCUGCAACCGAGACGCCAUCAAGGUCUUCUGCAACUUCACAGCUGACGGAGAGACCUGUCUCUACCCUGACUCAAGAGCCGAGAUGGUGAAAUUAGCAGCAUGGAGCAAAGAGACGCCAGGAAGCUGGUACAGUCAGUACAGAAAAGGCAAACAGUUCUCCUACAAUGACAGGGACGGGAACCCUGUGCAUGUAGUUCAGCUGACCUUCCUCAAACUACUGAGCGCUACAGCCAAGCAGAGCUUCACCUUCACCUGCCAAAACUCCGUCGGCUGGUUUGACAGCACCUCCCGCUCCUACCAGCACGCCCUCCGCUUCCGGGGAAGCAACGACGAGGAGCUGACACAGGCCAAGAGCCCCUUCAUCACCGCGCUGCAUGAUGGAUGCCAGUCCCGCAAAGGUCAGGAAAGGACUGUUUUAGAGAUCGACUCCCCCUCAGCAGAGCUGCUUCCUAUAAUAGACGUCGCUCCAGCAGACUUCGGCAGCAAUAAUCAGAAGUUUGGAUUUCAAGUUGGACGAGUGUGCUUCAACGGUUAACGUCCCGGCGGGAAGGAAGAGCCUCAUGAGAAGACCUGCGUAACUCGUUUCCACUCAAAGUCACAGGACCUGAACCACUGCCCAAAACAAUAUUUAUUAUAUUAUGCAUCUGUAUGUGGUGUGUUUGUGGUAUAAUAUUUCGAGCUCUUCAACUGGCCAAUGAAAUCAUUUCUAUGGCUUCCCAACCGUAAGAACAGCGACAAGAAAGAGGAUUGAAACUGAGGAACCAAAGCACAUUGACCAAAGGGAAUUAUUUGCUUUGUAUUUAAUUUUUAUUGUCUUAUCUGUUGUUGUUGUUUUUUUUUGUUUUUAACCUCACUGUUAAGGUGAGCUGUAUUUAAUCCUCCAGAAUUAUGAGGACUGCAUCACUUGACGAUGACCACUCAUAAAGAAGGCGCGUCUCUCAGAUUAUGAAGAGGAACAGUCCGUCCUGCCGCACGGGUCAGCUGAGGGGAAACUUCACACACAAGGAUGAACUAGUCGCUACCUAUUGUUUCCCAAAGACUGAGAAUGGAUAAAUCUGAAAUGUCAUCUUACUCAUUUGCAUGCUUGAAUUUCACUAUAAUGACAAUUGUAAAGUGGGUGUAAACCAGCCCAGCAUAUUAAUUUCACACAAGCCCCUGAUAAUUAAUUUCCUGUGUGCGGGAAUGAUAAAUUGUCCUUUUUACCCUUCAACUGCAGUUUGCUCAGUGAAUUACUUUGCUUUGUAUUCCGCGGGCGUAGCAAGUUAUUGAACCCAACAUUUACUUGAAGGAAUAAGGUUGUUUCCUGUAUUGGAUUGCCUCCCUCCAUGGGCUGGAUAACAAGUAUUCUGAGCCGUCCAUGUUUUUUUCACAGCCUACAGUUAUGUACAUGUCAGAAUCUUUCUAUAGUAGGAUGUGUAGGGUGAGCAGCAUACCUCAGCACGUAGGUUGGGGAUAUUUUAAUUUUGAGAGCAGACUGACUAUAAUAUUUCUUUAGUGUAAACUACAGACUUUUUAACAGAUUUUUUUUUUUUGUAUCUGUUGAAAGCUUUGUAUUAUUGAUGACACUGUCAGUUUUUUUUCUUCCCCCCACUUAGAGGUUUUUCUGUUUUGUUCAUAUAUAGGAGUUUAAACAUAUUGCAUUACUGUUUCUUUGGUAUGAUUUGUUCAAGUGGUGCUAAAGAUAAUUCAACUGUGUUUUUUUGUGUGUGUGUGUGUUUGUGUGUGUGUGUGUGUUAGUACGUUUAUGUGUCUCCGUGGGCAGGAUUAUAGGACUAGAGAGAGAGUAAGGGUUAUUGCUCUUUCAGCACCGCAACACAACCUCAGACUAGUCUUCUGUUUUUUUGCACAUCUUCUGGCUGACUGUGCCGUUUUCACAGGGCUGGAGAAAAGAGGUGAGGAACAGUUCAGAGCAGCAUGAUUGAUCUAUUUAAAGGGAAGAGCCACUCUCAAACCAUAUUUGCAUUCUGCAGUUUUAUUGGAUUGUAAAUUUGAUAUAUUCGACACAGACGCCCGCCCCCCC